Molecule: messenger RNA, 858 nt
Organism: Onthophagus taurus
Lineage: Eukaryota; Metazoa; Arthropoda; Insecta; Coleoptera; Scarabaeidae
Source: RefSeq, a predicted model, not a curated record
UUGUAAUAGUCAUCUACUUUAUCGACUCGAUUAUGUCAUCUACAUUACCGACCUAAAUAAUUGACAUUUCACCUUCUAAUCUAAGUUUAAGAUUAAAUUUUGUUGAUAAAACGUUAAUAACAAUUAAAAUAAGCACCAUAUUGCAUUCAUUUAAUCAAAAAUGGGCGACUCCAUACCAAUUUCGAACGAAGAGGCUUUAAAAUUAUGCAAAGAACCGGAUCCAACAACGAAGGAAUUUAUUUUCCAACAAACGAUGUUUCGCAUUAAAGAUCCAAAAGUGACUCUUCCGUUUUACACGGAAAUCUUAGGGAUGAGAUUAUUGCAAAAAAUGGAUUUUCCAGAGAUGAAAUUUUCGCUUUAUUUUAUGGGAUUUGAAGAAGCUGAGGAUGUAAUUGGGGAAUUAGGCACGAAAGAGCGUAGCGAAUGGGCUAUUUCUAGGAAGGCUACUUUAGAGCUCACACACAAUUGGGGAACGGAAAAUGAUCCUAAUUUUAAAUAUCAUAACGGAAAUUCCGAUCCAAGGGGUUUUGGUCAUAUUGGAUUGAUGGUCCCAAAUGUUGAAAAAGCUUGCGAACGGUUUGAAAAAAUGGGUGUAAACUUUAUAAAGCGUCCUCAAGAUGGAAAAAUGAAAACGAUUGCUUUCAUCACUGAUCCUGAUGGUUAUUGGAUUGAAAUUUUAAAUAACAAAACUGUUUAAAAAGUAACAAUUGAUUUAAUUAAUAUUUAACAAUAUUAAUGAAAUCUACUUUAUCGACUCAAUGAAGUCAUCUACAUUACCGACUCAAAAUUGACAUUUCACUUUUUAAUCUAAUUUUGAGGUUAUAUUUUGUUGUUUAAACCUUAAUAACAAUUAAAAUA